GAGCGACCUCACCGAUCAUGAACCCUGAAUACGACUACCUGUUCAAACUUCUUCUGAUUGGUGACUCUGGAGUUGGAAAGUCAUGUCUGCUGCUACGCUUCUCGGAUGACACGUACACUGAGAGCUACAUCUCCACCAUCGGAGUCGACUUCAAGAUCAGAACCAUCGACAUGGACGGGAAGACGGUGAAGCUACAAAUCUGGGACACAGCCGGUCAGGAGCGGUUUCGAACCAUCACCUCCAGCUACUACAGAGGCGCUCACGGCAUCAUCAUCGUCUAUGACGUCACUGAGCAGGAGUCCUUUAACAACGUCAGGCAGUGGUUGGACGAGAUCGAUCGCUACGCCUGUGAAAACGUCUCCAGGCUGCUGGUGGGAAACAAGUCGGACCUCGUUAGCAAGAAAGUGGUGGACGCUGCCACUGGUCAGGAUCUGGCCACGUCCCUGAAGAUCCGCUUCCUGGAGACGAGCGCUAAGAGCUCGGACAACGUGGAGAAGUCCUUCCUCACCAUGGCCUCGGAGAUCCACCAGCGCCUGGCCAGUGAGGGAGCCGGUCUGCAGGGCCAGUCCACACAGGCCAAGGCCCAGGGCACCAAGAUCAGCAGCGCCCCCGUGUGGCUGGGGGGGGACAAACAGACGCAGGAGGCCGCUAACUGCUGCUGA
This is a messenger RNA of Pleuronectes platessa (European plaice), 662 nucleotides long. Its product is annotated as ras-related protein Rab-1B. The record is from RefSeq and is a predicted model, not a curated record. Gene Ontology annotation, biological process: regulation of exocytosis; protein secretion. Lineage: Eukaryota; Metazoa; Chordata; Actinopteri; Pleuronectiformes; Pleuronectidae. Gene Ontology annotation, molecular function: GTP binding; GTPase activity. The coding region runs from base 18 to 662 and encodes 214 amino acids. The transcript is spliced from 6 exons.